Messenger RNA from Nannizzia gypsea CBS 118893, 3864 nucleotides. Its product is annotated as cation translocating P-type ATPase. NCBI's taxonomy places the organism in Eukaryota, Fungi, Ascomycota, Eurotiomycetes, Onygenales, Arthrodermataceae. Bases 1 to 3864 code for a protein of 1287 amino acids. Gene Ontology annotation, molecular function: P-type ion transporter activity; ATPase-coupled monoatomic cation transmembrane transporter activity; ATP binding. Gene Ontology annotation, cellular component: membrane. Gene Ontology annotation, biological process: intracellular calcium ion homeostasis. The transcript has 20 exons. The record is from RefSeq and is a predicted model, not a curated record.
AUGGAUGACGAACACACUAAUGGCGGGGACCUCCCCCGACCACGGAGCAUCUACCGCAGUAGCUUCAUGCGGAGCAGGACAAGCCUGCUGUCAGAUGUAGAGAUGGCACAAGAAGAGGUUUAUGCUGGCCCUAUAUCAGAAAGCAUUCCGUCAAGCGUUGCAUCCUUUGUACGCCGUCGUUCUCGUCGUGAAUCCAACGUCAGCUUUACCUACUUUCAAGAGAAUAAUGGAUCCUUUGUAUGGCCGGACGACCGCGACGAGGAGGCAGUCAUCGAGCCGGAUCAGCUUGAAAAUGGCCACGAAAACGACCAGGAAGUUGAUAUCGAGACUCCCUUCCGCCCCUCUAGUUAUUUCGGCCCCACUCCUUCGCAUGAUUCCGCUGAAGACCCCUUGCUCUGGCGCCGCGCAUCUUCCACGGAUCACCCUCGUGGAGGAAAGUCAUCAGACGGUAUUAUCAGCCAGAAGAUAUACAUUGCCUCAGAGGACCUUACGGCAGCCAUUGCAGGAUUCUCAACUAGCAUGGCUGGUUUGACCACAUAUCUUGCCAUCUGCAUUCUGACCUGCGGUCUUGGCUACCUCGUCUUUAGAUGGGUCCCGAAAUGGCGAGUGUCAUUGAUAGGGACACCCACGCCACUAUAUAAGUGUCAAUGGGUCGCUAUUGAAAACCAAUGGGGUCAAUUCACCAUACAGGAUGUCCAAAACCAGCCCUAUGGACGCCAGCUCUCAACUGUUUUCGGGAGAGGGAACAAAGAAGGCACCGUUGCGAACUACGAGUAUGACGAUGAUCCUAUAAUGUCAAAUUUACGAUAUCUGGACUAUCAUUAUGUUCGGUUCUUCUAUCAACCCGUACAGGACAGGUUUAGUAUCAGUGGGACUUGGGCGGACCCUGCAUGGGCAGAUGUGAAGCUGUUACGUCGCGGAUUGGAUGCAGACGAAAGGGAGAGCCGCGAACAAGUAUUCGGUGCAAACAUUAUUGAUAUCCAGGCCAAGACUAUCCCACAAAUACUGCUUGAUGAAGCAUUCCACCCCUUCUACAUAUUUCAAAUUGCCAGUUUGACCCUUUGGUCAAUGGACGAAUACUAUUACUAUGCUACAUGUAUUUUCUUCAUCUCCGUUUUUAGCAUAACAGCAACCGCCAUCGAAACUAGAUCAACAAUGCGACGCCUACGUGAGAUUGCACAUUUUGAGUGCGAGAUAAGAGUUUUAAGAAGCGGAUUUUGGACAACUGUACCUUCCACCGAGCUGAUACCUGGUGAUGUAUUCGAGAUUUCCGACCCUUCUCUAACACAGAUACCCUGUGACUGUCUCCUGCUCUCCGGCGACUGUAUUGUCAACGAGAGCAUGCUAACAGGUGAAUCUGUUCCGGUCUCGAAAUUUCCCGUAACCGAUCAUUCUCUGGCCCAGUUGAAUUUAUCUGCAACAUCUGUCGACCCAGGGGUAGCCAGGCAUUUUCUGUUCUGUGGUACAAAGCUCAUUCGUGCCAGACGGCCACAGGAUCCUGCAGAUGAUGAAGCGGCUGCUCUCGCCAUGGUUGUGCGAACAGGCUUCAACACUACCAAGGGUGCACUUGUUAGAUCAAUGCUGUUCCCUAAACCAUCUGGUUUUAAAUUUUAUCAGGACUCUUUCCGGUAUAUUUCUGUGAUGGCUACUGUUGCCGCUAUUGGGUUUGUCGUUUCAUUUGUCAAUUUUAUUCGUCUAAAGAUUGUUUGGCAUACGAUCAUUGUUCGGGCACUUGAUCUUAUCACCAUCGUUGUACCUCCAGCUUUACCAGCGACUCUUACUAUCGGUAUCAACUUUGCGAUAUCUAGGCUCAAAUCUCAACAGAUAUUCUGCAUAAGCCCACAAAGGUUCAGCGAUCUUCUAACCGAGACCUCGCUCAUUUUACCCCAGUUGCUCUCUGAUCGGGAUCCUACUCAGGAUUAUGGCCCCAAUACAGCCAUUCUCUACACCAUGGCAACCUGUCAUUCACUAAGGAUGAUAGACGGGGAACUAAUUGGUGACCCCCUGGAUGUUAAAAUGUUCGAAUUUACAAACUGGUCCUACGAAGAAGGUAGCCACAACACUGCUGAAGUAUAUGAGGACUAUGAAAAUAUUUCUCCGUCUAUUGCGAGGUCUCCACCCAAUUUUGCUCCUCCAGGUGGAACCGGGAGAACAACUGAGCCAAAUGAUGCUAUUGAAUUAUCCAUCCUUCGUAUUUUUGAAUUCGUCUCUCAACUUCGCCGAGCUAGUGUUGUGGUGCGACAGCCGGGUAGCAAUGGCGUUGACAUCUUUGUUAAAGGAGCCCCAGAGUGCAUGAAAGAUAUAUGCAUUCCCAAAAGCUUACCACCUGACUUCUCGGAAUUGUUGAAUUACUAUACCCAUCGCGGGUUCCGAGUCAUUGCCUGUGCAACCAAACAUAUCCCACAAUUUUCACUUCGAGACAUUUUUUCUAUGAGUAGAGCAGAUGCCGAAUCGGGACUUGAAUUUAUCGGCUUCAUCAUCUUCGAGAACAAACUUAAACCUACCUCGAAGGGUGUUAUUACUGAGCUACACGAGGCAGGUAUUCGCAGUGUCAUGUGUACGGGUGACAACAUUUUGACAGCAGUCAGUGUUGCAAGAGAGUGUGGCUUUGUCGAGGGCGCGGCUCCAUGUUUUGUCCCCUACUUUGUUGAAGGCAAGCAUUCUUCUUCGGAUCCAGACGCUCGGCUUUGUUGGCAAAGCAUUGAUAACCCGGAUCAUCAACUUGACGAGAAUACAUUAACGCCGCUUCCACAUAACUCAAGGCCAGAUGUUUCUGUUCCCUAUAAUCAUUACAACAAAACGAACUACGCCAUUGCGGUAACGGGAGAUGUGUUCCGUUGGGUUGUUGACUAUGGUCCUGAAGCUGUGCUGAAUAGGAUGCUCGUUCGUGGCCAGGUCUUUGCUCGGAUGUCGCCUGAUGAAAAACAUGAACUCGUUGAAAAGCUUCAGUCUCUUAACUAUGGCUGUGGAUUCUGCGGUGAUGGCGCUAAUGACUGCGGUGCUCUUAAGGCUGCAGACGUAGGCAUCUCUCUUUCUGAGGCAGAGGCUUCAGUUGCUGCUCCCUUUACCAGUAGGGUAUUUGAUAUAUCAUGUGUACCAAAACUCAUCAGGGAAGGAAGAGCGGCGUUGGUUACGAGCUUUUGCUGCUUCAAGUAUAUGAGUCUUUAUUCUGCCAUUCAAUUUACGUCUGUCAGCUUCCUUUACGCAACAGCAUCGAACCUGGGGGAUUUCCAGUUCCUCUUCAUUGACCUGGUGAUAAUUUUACCUGUGGCUAUAUUCAUGGGAUGGAUUGGCCCCAGUCCAGUACUCUGCCGCAAGAGGCCAACCGCAAAUCUUGUCUCGCGAAAGGUCUUAACCCCUCUGCUUGGACAAAUUCUUAUCUGCAUACUCAUUCAGGCUACUGCUUAUGAGACUGUCCAAAUCCCUGAGUGGUAUAUUCCACCGAAAAUUAGCCAUGAGGACACCAACAUCAAGAAUUCGCAAAAUACUGCCCUAUUCCUGGUCUCUUGCUACCAGUAUGUGUUUUCAGGUGUAGUUCUAAGUGCUGGCAAACCAUUCCGAAAGCCAGCAACUUCUAAUGUUCCAUUCGUUGCCACAAUAAUUAUCAUUCUCCUCUUCUCCUCUUACAUGCUUUUCCAGCCCGCUAAAUGGCUGUACAAGCUGAUGGAGCUGACAUACAUGUCUCCCGAGUUCAAAAGCUGGAUAUUAGUCCUUGCAUUGGGCGGUUUUGCAGCUGCCUGGGUUUGUGAGAACCACGUAUUCCCGCAACUCGCACGGGGGAUUGGCCGCUUAAAUCGCUGGUUGCGCCCACAUACCAAAAAGCAGCGCCGUCGAUAUAAAGUACUGCUUGAGGGUGGCCAAUGA